AUGAAACUCCUCAAUUAUGCUUUGGUCUAUCGCCGCUUUCUCAUUGUGGUUCUCAGUGUUCUCUUUUUAUUGCCACUACCUCUCAUCAUCCGCACCAAGGAAGCAGAAUGUGCCUAUGUCCUCUUCGUUGUUGCCAUCCUUUGGAUCACAGAAUCCUUCCCACUGUCAAUCACAGCUCUACUGCCUGGCUUAAUGUUCCCCAUGUUUGGGAUCAUGCCUUCUGCACGUGUGGCCUCUUCUUAUUUCAAAGACUUUCACCUGCUGUUAAUUGGAGUCAUCUGUUUAGCAACAUCAAUAGAAAAAUGGAAUUUACACAAGAGGAUUGCUCUGAGGAUGGUGAUGAUGGUGGGUGUGAAUCCGGCUUGGCUGACGUUGGGGUUCAUGAGCAGUACUGCCUUCUUAUCUAUGUGGCUUAGCAACACAUCUACUGCUGCCAUGGUGAUGCCCAUCGUGGAGGCUGUGGCACAGCAGAUCAUCAGUGCUGAAGCAGAGGCCGAGGCCACUCAGAUGACUUAUUUCAAUGAAUCUGCCACCCAUGGACUGGAAGUUGAUGAAACUAUUAUUGGACAAGAAACAAAUGAGAGAAAAGAGAAAACAAAACCAAUUCCAGGAAGCAGUAACGACACAGGGAAAGUUUCAAGCAAGAUGGAGACAGAAAAGAACUCAGUUACAGGAACAAAAUAUCGGUCAAAGAAGGACCACAUGAUGUGUAAACUCAUGUGCUUAUCUAUUGCCUACUCUUCAACCAUUGGUGGGCUGACAACACUCACUGGUACCUCCACCAAUCUGAUCUUCUCUGAACAUUUCAAUACACGUUACCCUGAGUGUCGUUGCCUCAACUUCGGAUCCUGGUUUUUGUUUUCCUUCCCAAUUGCUGUUAUCCUCUUACUCUUGUCCUGGAUCUGGCUUCAGUGGCUUUUCUUGGGAUUCAACUUUAAGGAGAUGUUCAAAUGUGGCAAAACCAAAACACUCAAAGAAAAGGCGUGUGCCGAGGUGAUCAAGCAAGAAUAUGAAAAACUUGGGCCAAUUAGGUAUCAGGAAAUCGUGACCUUGGUAAUCUUCAUCCUAAUGGCCUUGCUAUGGUUCAGUCGGGAUCCUGGCUUUAUUACUGGUUGGUCAGUCUUGUUUUCAAAGUACCCUGGUUAUGUUACAGAUUCAACUGUUGCUUUAGUUGCAGGACUACUUUUCUUUCUAAUUCCAGCUAAGGAAUUGACAAAAACUACAUCUACUGGAAAAACUGUUGCUUUUGAUUACUCUCCCCUGAUUACUUGGAAAGAAUUCCAGUCAUUCAUGCCCUGGGACAUAGCCAUUCUUGUUGGUGGAGGUUUUGCCCUGGCAGAUGGCUGUCAGGAAUCAGGACUAUCUAGCUGGAUAGGAAGUAAAUUAUCUCCUUUAGGUUCAUUACCAAUUUGGCUAAUAAUUCUGAUAUCUUCUUUGAUGGUCACAUCUUUGACAGAGGUAGCCAGCAACCCAGCUACCAUCACCAUUCUUUUCCCUAUAUUAUCUCCUUUGUCUGAAGCCAUUCAUGUGAACCCUCUGCAUAUUCUGCUGCCUUCCACACUCUGCACAUCAUUUGCAUUCCUUCUGCCAGUUGCAAAUCCACCCAAUGCUAUUGUUUUUUCAUAUGGCCACCUGAAAGUCAUCGACAUGGUUAAAGCUGGACUUGGAGUAAAUAUUUUGGGAGUUGCUGUGGUGAUGCUGGGCAUGUUCACCUGGAUCGAACCUAUGUUUAACCUCCACGAGUACCCUUCCUGGGCUCCUGACUUUCUUAAUCAGACCAUACCAUGACAAGCACAAAAUUGCCACCUACUUCAUGGUGACUUUUGGACUUGCUAAGAAUUCAUUGUAAAAUGUAGCUGUAUAUAACUGACACAUAUAAAUCAGUGAUAUAGUCAUUACAGUUCCAAUGCAUGCUUCCCACUCGCUGUCAUAGAGUAUAUGUCUUUUGAAAU
Messenger RNA from Peromyscus maniculatus bairdii (prairie deer mouse), 1952 nucleotides. RefSeq names its product solute carrier family 13 member 1 (gene Slc13a1). The record is from RefSeq and is a predicted model, not a curated record. Gene Ontology annotation, molecular function: sodium:sulfate symporter activity. Gene Ontology annotation, biological process: sulfate transmembrane transport; sodium ion transport. NCBI's taxonomy places the organism in Eukaryota, Metazoa, Chordata, Mammalia, Rodentia, Cricetidae. Gene Ontology annotation, cellular component: plasma membrane.